AUGCAAAGGGAUGGAGUGAAUAACCUACAUUUAGAGAUUGUCAGUGAUUUGCAACAUAUGUUGGAUGAAAAUAAUGCGUUAGUGAAGUCUUUUCGUAUGGCCAAAGAAAAGAUUGGACAUGAAAAUCAACCCAAUGUAAGUUUGAGGUUGCUUGGUAAGAGAGGUAGGGAUGGAAGAACCUAUAACCUACCGUCCGUUUCUGAGGUUGCUGUACUUGUCGUUGGUGAUUUCGAUGAAGCUUUGGGUGACAGAGAUAUUGUUGUUCAGUUUGUCGUUGAUGCAUACACGAUGAUUGAGACUGGACGUCUUACUUUUGUACGAACCCAUCAGAAAAGGUUUCGGGCUGAAUUGUAUAGUGGUCUGGCGGAAGUUGUUCUUCGUGGUGAGACAGAUGGUUCAAGGCAUGGGAAACGAAUUAUCUUGCCUUCCAGUUUUGUUGGUGGAGCUCGAUAUAUGGUUCAGAAUUAUCAAGAUGCGAUGGCGAUCUGUAGGUGGAUUGGAAUCUUUAAAGUCAAGUUGGAUAAUUUGAUAAGAGAUCUUAAGAGUAAAAAAAUAUUUGGAGCUAUGAAAGCAGUUGUGUACACAGUUGAGUUUCAGAAACGUGGAUUGCCCCAUGCUCAUAUUUUGUUGUUUUUAAGCAAUGAGGACAAACAGCCUAAGCCUCAACGCAUUGAUGAGAUUAUUUCAGCUGAACUUCCCGACCAAGUAGCUGAUCCUCACUAUUAUGAACGUAGAGAUAAUGGUCGUGUUGUUGUGAAGGAUGGUGUGCCCCUAGAUAAUAGAUAUGUUGUUCCAUACAAUCGUUAUCUUCUUAUGAAGUAUGGCGGUCAUGUCAACGUUGAGUGGUGCAACCAGUCGCAAUCUAUUAAGUAUAUAUCGUCUUGUGAAGCUGCUUGGAGAAUAUUUGGAUUUGAAAUUCAAUACAAAGAUCCUCCUGUUGAAAGAUUGAGUUUUCAUCUUCCAGAUCAACAUGUCAUAUUUGAUGAAGCAGCUGACUUGGAUACUGUUUUGAAUCGUAAGACAAUUCAUGAAAGUAAGUUCUUGGCUUGGAUGGAAGCAAAUAAGAUAUAUUCUCAAGGUAGGGACCUCACUUAUGGUGAAUUUCCUACGAAACUUGUAUGGAAGAAGAAUCACUGGGAACCUAGGAAACAAAGAUAUUCUAUUGGAAGGUUGUUUUAUGUUGCUCCUGGUUGUGGUGAUAUGUAUUAUCUCAGAUGUUUGUUAAAUAUUGUUAAAGGUGCUUCCUAUGAAGACAUCAGAUGUGUUAAUGGCAUUCAGUAUGCUACAUUUAGAGAUGCUUGCUUUGCUUUAGGGUUGUUGGAUGAUGAUAAGGAAUAUGUUCAUGGAAUUGUGGAGGCUUCUUUUUGGGCUUCAGCUCACUCUUUGAGAUUGCUGUAUGUGAGUUUGUUAACAUCAGAAUCUAUUUCAUGCCCGGAUUUUGUUUGGCAAAGUUGUUGGAAACAGUUGUCCGAAGAUGUUCUUUAUAGUCGUCGAAAAUUAACAAAUAAUCCUGGUUUGAUCUUGAGUGAGGAUGAAAUUCAGAAUUUGGCGUUGGCAGAAAUAGAGAAAUUGCUGCAGAAUCUUGGCAAAACUUUGCGUGAUUUCCAUGGUUUACCGUAUCCUGAUAUUCAGUAUUUUGAAUCAUGUGAAAAUAGACUGAUUAUUGAUGAGUUGUGUUAUGAUCGCGAUGUUUUACCAAGUGAAUAUUCAGAAUGUAUUUCCAAAUUCACUGACGAGCAACUUUGUGUGCAUGACACUAUAAUGUCGUCUGUGUAUUCAAUGAUGGAGGAAUAUUUUUUGUUUACGGGUAGUGCACUUGCUGAGUUGAUUGUGAGAGCAAAGCUUAUUAUAUGGGAUGAAGCUCCAAUGAUUCAUAAACAUUGCAUAGAAGCCGUGGAUAGAACUUUAAGAGAUAUUAUGCGUGUAUCUGAUCAAUUAAACAUGAACAAGCCGUUUGGUGGAAAAACGGUUGUUUUCGGUGGUGACUUUAGACAAAUUUUGCUUGUUGUUCCUAAAGGCAGUCGUCAAGAUGUUGUGAAUGCUACUAUUAACUCAUCUUAUCUUUGGAAGAGUUGCACAGUUGUAAGGCUGACAAAAAAUAUUAGGCUGACAAAUUUUCCUCUUGGGUUGCUUCUAUUGGCGAUGGUGUUGUUGGUGGUCCAAAUGAUGGGGAAGUGA
Messenger RNA from Salvia splendens (bonfire salvia), 2178 nucleotides. RefSeq lists its product as uncharacterized. The coding region runs from base 1 to 2178 and encodes 725 amino acids. Gene Ontology annotation, molecular function: DNA helicase activity. The transcript is spliced from 8 exons. Lineage: Eukaryota; Viridiplantae; Streptophyta; Magnoliopsida; Lamiales; Lamiaceae. Gene Ontology annotation, biological process: DNA repair; telomere maintenance. The record is from RefSeq and is a predicted model, not a curated record.